Kogia breviceps (pygmy sperm whale) is the source of this 2797-nucleotide messenger RNA. RefSeq names its product Rho GTPase activating protein 18 (gene ARHGAP18). Gene Ontology annotation, cellular component: cytoplasm. Gene Ontology annotation, biological process: regulation of actin filament polymerization; regulation of small GTPase mediated signal transduction; signal transduction. Lineage: Eukaryota; Metazoa; Chordata; Mammalia; Artiodactyla; Physeteridae. Gene Ontology annotation, molecular function: GTPase activator activity. The record is from RefSeq and is a predicted model, not a curated record.
GCCAGGAACUUCUUUCCCCUCCUCUGUGUCAGGAUCGCAGAAAUUAUGCCCCUUCUCUCACCAUGAGCUGGCUCUCCAGUUCCCAGGGAGUUGUGCUCACUGCUUACCACCCCAGCGGCAAGGACCAGGCCCUGGGGGGGAACCAUGGCAAGGGAGGGGAGGAAGCCACCACGAGUCGCAGAUAUGGCCAGUAUACUAUGAACCAGGAAAUCACCAAAGUUAUGGAAAGGCCUCCAUUUGAUCGAUCAAGUUCCCAGGAUUCUUUGGAUGAACUAUCUAUGGAAGAUUAUUGGACCGAACUAGAAAAUAUCAAGAAAUCCAGUGAAAACAGACAAGAAGAUCAAGAGGUGGUGGUUGUCAAAGAGCCUGAUGAGGGAGAACUGGAAGAAGAGUGGCUUAAGGAGGCCGGUUUGUCCAACCUCUUUGGAGAGGCUGCUGGAGAUCCCCAAGAAAGCAUGGUGUUUUUAUCAACACUGACCCGGACGCAGGCGGCAGCUGUUCAGAAACGAGUCGAGACUGUUUCCCAGACCUUGAGGAAAAAAAACAAACAGUACCAGGUUCCUGACGUCAGAGACAUAUUUGCUCAACAGAGAGGGUCAAAAGAAAGGGAGCCUCCAGAUGGUACAGAAUCACAAUCAGUCAGAACAGAAGAAAACAAAUACAAAGGAAAAGAUGAUCAGGCAUCUAGCCUAGUUGUUGGCAAAAAGGAGCUGACCCCACUGGUGCCUGAAGAGGCACCUGCCUCUGAAACAGACAUCAACCUGGAGGUAUCAUUUGCAGAGCAAGCUGUCAAUCAGAAAGAGAGCUCCAGAGAGAAAAUCCAGAGGAGCAAAGGAGAUGAUGCCCUGUUACCUAGUUUCAGAUUGCCAAAAGACAAAACAGGCACCACCAAGAUUGGUGACCUGGCGCCCCAGGACAUGAAGAAAGUUUGCCAUUUAGCCUUAAUUGAGCUGACCGCCCUCUAUGAUGUAUUGGGUGUUGAACUGAAACAACUAAAAGCUGUGAAGAUCAAAACAAAAGAUUCUGGCCUUUUUUAUGUUCCAUUGACAGUACUGUUAGAACAAGAUCAGAAGAAAGUACCAGGAACUCGAAUACCCUUGAUAUUUCAAAAACUGAUUUCUCGCAUUGAAGAGGGAGGUUUGGAAACCGAAGGCCUCUUAAGGAUACCUGGAGCUGCUGUUCGAAUCAAGAAUCUUUGCCAAGAACUGGAAGCAAAGUUUUAUGAAGGGACUUUUAAUUGGGAAAGUGUGAAGCAGCAUGAUGCCGCCAGCCUGCUGAAGCUCUUCAUCCGGGAGCUGCCCCAGCCACUGCUCAGUGUAGAAUAUCUCAAAGCCUUUCAGGCUGUCCAGAAUCUUCCAACCAAGAAGCAACAACUACAGGCUUUGAACCUUCUUGUCAUCCUCCUGCCCGAUGCAAACAGAGACACACUCAAGGCCCUGCUUGAAUUUCUCCAAAGAGUCGUGGACAAUAAAGAGAAAAAUAAGAUGACGGUCAUGAAUGUAGCAAUGGUCAUGGCCCCGAAUCUCUUCAUGUAUCAUACAUUGGGUUUGAAGUCCAGUGAACAGCGAGAAUUUGUAAUGGCAGCUGGGAUAGCUAAUAUCAUGCACUUAUUGAUUAAGUAUCAAAAACUUCUGUGGACAAUUCCCAAGUUUAUUGUCAACCAAGUGAGGAAACAAAACACUGAAAAUCAUAGAAAAGAUAAAAAAGCCAUGAAGAAAUUGCUGAAGAAGAUGGCUUAUGACCGGGAAAAAUAUGAAAAACAAGAUAAGAGUGCAAAUGAUGCUGAUGUUCCUCAGGGAGUGAUUCGAGUGCAAGCUCCCCAUCUUUCGAAAGUUUCCAUGGCAAUACAGCUAACUGAAGAACUCAGAGCCAGUGAUGUACUUGCCAGGUUUCUCAGCCAAGAAAGUAGUGGGGUUGCCCAGACUCUCAAGAAUGGGGAAGUUUUUUUGUAUGAAAUUGGAGGAAAUAUUGGGGAACGCUGCCUCGAUGACGACACUUACAUGAAGGACUUAUAUCAGCUCAACCCCAAUGCUGAAUGGGUUAUAAAGUCAAAGCCAUCAUAGAAGUCUUAACGCUGCAAAUAACCGCAAGGACUCCCUUAGUCAUAUUUGCUGGGUCAAGAGUGUAAAUAAAAGAAACAGUGGGACACUUUUAUUAUUCAAAUGUACCUGACUCUUGAAUAGUGACACACUCAAGCUUUAAAAAGUUAUAGAUUUGUGCUGCUGCCAGAUUAUGUUAAUUAUUAUUAUUCAUAUUAUUAUUAGAAAACAUCUCUGGAGUGAGAAGAAAGGGGGGGCUUAUUUAGCUUGGAGGCUAUUUUCAUACACUCUGGGGAAUGUGUCCAGAAGUGACAUCAUUUUUUAAAAUGUGAAAAUAUACUCUCUUCCCUCUCUCUUUUUCUCCUAAAAUAAUACAUACAGUAAUAUAUGCUUUUUCACCUUUCCUCCUGACAUCUGCCUUCCCCCAAAUGGGUUUACUUUUCAACCAAAAAGGUAACAAAUGCCAGGUAUGGCAAGUUGUAAAGACAGUAUCUCUUAAACCAGACUGAAUUCAACAGUAUUCCUGUCUCUAUUGAAUGUUAAUAUUUAUCUCUUUGAGUCAUUUGUUCAAACAAUAGCAUCCCACUUCUUUCUGCUUUAUCACAUGAAGUGAUUUGCAUUUUUUUUUCAGUUCAUCUGACAUAUGUGCACAGAACUGUAUCCACUCUCAAGAAAAUAGAACUGUCAGAAACUGCCAAUUAUUACUGCACCAUUUAAGACUUACAUACUCAGGAUAAAUAAAAAAUAUCCAUGUGGAA